Molecule: messenger RNA, 6464 nt
Organism: Pectinophora gossypiella (pink bollworm)
Lineage: Eukaryota; Metazoa; Arthropoda; Insecta; Lepidoptera; Gelechiidae
Product: N-acetylneuraminate 9-O-acetyltransferase
Exons: 10
Coding region: 237-2612 (791 amino acids)
Source: RefSeq, a predicted model, not a curated record
UUCAGUACAUUUUUUUGUAAAUUCUUUUGUGGAAUGUAAAAAUUCCAACAGAAUUACAAUGUAUUUAGACAAUUUUGCUAAAAGAAUUGCGAAGAAUUUACUGUUGUAUUCUGUGGGUUAUGAUGAGUGUAAUACCUAUAUCCUGUGAACUUAUAAUUAGACAUAAUUGAUUGUUUACCUUAGCGUAAUUAGUUCGGAGGUUCUCUCUAGAAAAACUCGGGAAAUAAAGUGUCGGCAUGGGUAAUUAUUCUAAGAAAUCUUCGGCAGAGUGGUUUAUAGACCAAUUGAACGUUGAAAAUGCAAAAUUAGCGGCGUUUGUGCUUGUUAUUGGCUUUAUUGGUUACCACGGGAUACUACACCUUCGGUAUGGUCCUGAUUCCUGUACAUGGUUACUGACUUCAGGGAGGUAUAAGGGCGACCAUGAAUGGCAGCCUUAUGGCUGUAUGCUGCAUAGAUACUCAAAAACUGAUGCACGCCGUUGCCUCCGGUACCUGGCGUUUUGGGGGAAAUACAACAGCUUCGCUUUUAUUGGAGAUUCGCGGGUUGAACAGCUCUAUGAAUAUUUCAUAGGUGUGUUGAAAACUCGGCUAGACAUGGAUUCUUCAUACUCCACUAUAGAUCACCAUUCUCCUAACUAUACAUAUGUGGACAACAAACUUAGACUCUCCGUUACAUUUAUAUGGAGUAACGACGUGUCGAGGAAAAUGGUUGAGCAAUUCCGUACUUGGCAACAAUCCGACAAACCGCCGUCAGUUAUAAUAGCAAGCACAGGCCUACAGUUGCUAGCGACUCGCAAUACAACCGACCAAGUCAUCGACGAAUACAAGAGGAACCUAACACGAUUGGUUCAGCCCAUCGACGCUCUAGCGGUUAGAGACACUAGAAUACUCUGGAAGCUUCUGGAACCCGUGGACAGUAGCAAACAGAAGAGCCAGAAGAUCAGCAAUACUGACAUUGAUGCGUAUAAUCGAGCUGCUAUUGAGAUCCUAACCCACAGUUCUGUCAAGAUCUGGAACUCGCCGCGGCUGGUGGCGCAGGGCGCGGCGUCAGGCUCAGGGCUCCGCCUGAGCGACACGGUGCUCCGCCACUGCGCUCAAAUCCUGCUCAACAUGUUCUGCAAUGACCACAUGAACUUUAACGACGGCUCGUGUUGUGCUGCGCCUGAGCCGACUUCCAAACUACAGCUGCUUACGCAAAUUCUGUUCGCGCUAUGCGCAGUGAUAUCAGUAAUAAAGAAGCUGUGGCAAUGGACACAGACCCUACAACAGCGUCUUGGGGGGUACUCCCUAAUGUCCCCGGCGCCCGACCCCCCACCCUCCCCUCUCGCCGCUCUAGCCAAACUUGGCAUGAUCAUGGCAUAUUUCUACCUCUGUGACAGAACUAACUUCUUCAUGAAGGAGAACAAGUAUUAUUCCGAGUGGAGCUUCUGGUUACCAGUAGGCUAUGUGUUCGCGUUGGGACUGUUUUUCACAGAUGAUUCCAGGUCUAGUAGAGUCCUCCACCGCGAGCAAACGAACGAAUGGAAGGGCUGGAUGCAGCUGGUCAUCCUGGUGUACCAAGUCACAGGCGCCAGCAAAGUCCUCCCGAUAUACAUGCUCGUGCGGGCCUUGAUAUCAUCAUACUUGUUCCUCACUGGUUACGGGCACCUGUACCAUCUGUGGCAGACGGGGGACGCAGGGCUGGUCAGAUACUUCCGCGUCAUGUUCCGCUUGAAUUUCCUUACCGUGGUCCUGUGUCUCGCCAUGAACAGACCCUACCAGUUCUACAGCUUCAUACCACUCGUCUCCUUCUGGUACACUCUGUUCUUCGUGAUCUUCGCGCUACCACCGCACAUCACAAAGGCGACGUCGCACACAGUCGAGUCGAAACCCUACCAAUAUCUGUACAUAGCCAUCAAAGUGAUCGGUCUGUUGACUAUAGUGACGGUCCUAUAUAUGAGCGAGGUGUUCUUCCAGAAGAUAUUCGUCACGAGGCCCUGGAAGGCAUUGUUUGUGAACGCCGACGAUGAUAUACACCAGUGGUGGCUGCAGUGGAAGCAAGAUCGAUACUCCAUGGCCUACGGCAUAAUUUUCGCGACGGCGUACCUCCUGGCGCAACGAUACAACCUUCUAGACGACAACAACCAUAGCAACCUGUUCACACCAGGAGUCUCCCUCACCGCGACACUACUCGCCUUUAUAGGCUUAGGGAGCUACAUAACAUUCACCUUUUUCUGCACGAACACCUUUGACUGCAACGAGAUACAUUCCUACGUUGCUUUCCUCCCCAUUGUAAGCUAUAUAAUCCUAAGGAACGUAUCAGGUGCGUUAAGAAUGCGACAUUCCAGUAUGUUCGCGUGGUUUGGCACGAUCACUUUAGAACUGUUCGCCAGUCAAAGCCACAUUUGGCUGGCCGCCGACACUCAUGGAGUCCUAGUACUUAUACCAAGCGCUCCCAUAUUAAACCUAAUAUUAACUUCGUAUAUCUUCAUUUGCACAGCACACGAGAUUCACAAGUUGACUGGUAUUAUAUUACCAUAUGCAGUGCCAGAUGAUUGGAAGUUAGUAUUGAGAAAUUUCGCAAUUUUCCUAGCAGUACUUGUACCUAUAGGCAUACAUGAUGGUAUGUUUUGAACGAGUCAAUUGAAUAAUGGCUGUGUGAAAGUAUUAUUGAAAUGUAAAUAUUUGUGAUAUGAUAACGCGUGAUAUGUGAUUUUAAUUUAAACUUAAAAAACUACAAGGCAAUGUUAGUGUUUUGGCAAUGCUGAUUUUAUUUAUGUACAUGAACAAUUUGUAAUCCAAAACCAUGAAGUCUUCGAUGAGAGUGGAAGGAUCGUAGUAAGUGGAAUCCCGUGGAUUCUGCCUACCCCAACGGGAAAUGGGCGUGAUUUUAUGUAUGUGUACAAUUUAUAAUGCGUUUCAAGAACUAAGGUUUGUUCCAUUGCUUGCUCUGAUAGGCUAUCCAGAACUUAUCUGUUAGAUAGGAGCUCUACCAUACAUUUUAAAUUUAGUACUGACACACGCCACCAGUGCUCUUUUUUAAAUUGGAUAGGGACCUUAGUAUAUUUUUAUUGUAUUUCACCAUAGAGCAACUACAUGUCGCCAACCGUAUACCGCAAUAUAAUGUACCCACUUUAGGACUCUGUCGCACUAACAUAUUUGACAUUUAGUGAGACUUACAGUUCAAUCUGUCAAAGAAUUUAAUGUGACAUGGUACCAAAGUGUAUACAUAUUAAUGCUCGUGAUCGUUUCUCCAGUAGUAGUCAUCCGACAGAUAGGCAAUUAGUUUGCCAGUAAGCAGUGGAAUAAACCAAUAGUUUUUAAUUUAUUAUUUAUUUAUAUCACUACGAACACGAAGUGAGAUAAAAAGACAAAGUAAGAAACGUAACAAUAAUAAAGAGACGUCAACUAGAUAAGAGUUGGUAAUAGCAAAAAGACAUACAUUUACUGACUUAUUUUUAUUGAAUUUAAAACAUAAAUGGUUGUAUGGCUACCGUAUGUACUUGUACGGGGUGUAAGUGACAUCGUAACUAAUACUGAGAGGGAUAAUUCAGCUGAUUAUUCUGAGUUAAUAUUAAGUGGAAUUUUUCUGAAAGAAAAUAAUAAACUAUAAAAUAAUGAACUAAAAAAAAUAGUUCGAUAAAGAUAAUUAGGUAUAUUAUUUUGAUGGUCCUACGUACACCUCCAUCGGAGUAGAUAAAACCAAAGAAUUUUCCAUCGUAAAAGUUAUAGAAUUGACAACAUUUCAAAUUUUUAAGCCGUGGUUUUUUUGUGCUAUUUCGAAAGUACUUGUUUAAAUAGAAGACACGUAUUUUUUCUUUUCAAGAUUUUUCCACCAGAAGUUACAAAAAAUAUUUUUUGAAAAUUGGAUUCUGCCAUUGAUAGAAUGAAGGCAGUAUAAUGUAAUGUACCUUUGCAUGCGUAUUUAAAACAAUAGCUGUUUGAUAUUGUCUGUGGGGAUUUCGAAUGUCAUUGUCAUUCGUCUGUUUUAGCAUUUUAGGUUAAAUUAUUAAAUUCCCGUUUCCCCAUUACUUAAUAAAAAAAAGAAUGUGCAACCACGUAAAUUAGAUCCUCUAUUAUUAUUAUAUUAAAUCUAUUAUUAUUCUUCUAAUAUUAAAAAAAGUCAUGAAUUUUGCGACAGAAAAUUCCACUUCAUAUUAACUCAGAAUCAUGGUCUGAAUCAUCCCCCUGAGUAUUCGUUACGAUGUCACUAACACCCUGCAUAUGAUCAAAGGUUGAUAAACUCAAAUAAAUGUACAUGAAGAUGUGAUACUAUGAAUAUUAUGUAUAUUAUAUUUAUUUAUUUAUUCAGUAUUUCGGCGUUUAGUUAGUCCCUUUAAUCUAGUUAAAGACAUCUCUCAUCAAUACGUACAGUCAUGAGCAAUAUCAUGUACCCACUUUAGAACCCUGGCCCACUAUCACAUUUCACAUUUAAUGAGACUUACGGUUUAAUUUGUCAAAAAAGUUAAUGUGACAUGGUUCCAAAGUGUAUACAUAUUAGUACUCGUGACCGUACAUUGCAUACAUUGCAUUGCAUACAUUGUUUGGGAGUCUCAUAUCCCUACUUUAAACGCGGUAAGAACCCGUUAUUAUGUGUUUUAAUAAUGGAAUGUUUUUACAACAGGAACUUUCCCGCUUUGGGACUAUUCACGGGAACGGCGCAUAUCCUUAUACCCUAUUUAACGCAACUAUUCUCAGUAGUUCCUUUAGCAGUUCCUCUGAAGGAACUACUGAGCAUUUUUUGUCCUUGUAGUUCCUUCAAAGGAGCUAAAGGAACUACUAAGACUACCAAACCAUAAAGUAGGUAACGUUUUUUUUAACCGACGAAAAAAAGGAACUACUGAGCAUUUUUUGUCCUUGUAGUUCCUUGUUCUCAAGUCGACUAUCUGCUCUUAGUAGUAAGUCGACCCGUAUUGCCUCUGUUUUUCAGUAGUCACUUUAGCAGUUCCUGCCAACUGAAACUGCAUGUUAUACUGAAUAAAAUCAUCUUUAUGUUAAAACAUACACCUUUAAUUGUCAAAAUUAAAAAGAAAGUUAUCAGAUUACCACUAUUAAAUUAUCAGAUACACCACAAUAAUUUGGGGACCAACUCAACAUCUGCAGUACAAUGCGAUCGUUUCUAAAAAAUGUGGAAUAGGCAAUUCACCGGAAGUCAAUUGUAAUUGCGAGAACUGAAUGAAUUCAUCUUUGUCUAAAUCAAUUUGACGACGCUUCGUUAUAUUAAUUUUAAAUUUUCUUAAUUGAUCGCUCCUAAAAUUGGCUAAAUAUGCAUCAUCGCUCAAAGCGUGCAGAGCUAAUGACAAGCAAAAGAUGAUAACCUUUCUAAUGAGUUUGUGUGCAUAAACCGCAUAUAAUCUCUUUCCUGACACUUGAUACAGAAAUAAAGGAACUUGGUAGUCUCAGUAGUUCCUUUAGUUCCUUUGAGGGAACUACAAGGACAAAAAAUGCUCAGUAGUUCCUUCAGAGGAACUGCUAAAGGAACUACUGAGAAUAGUUGAUUUAACGUAUAUGAUUUGAGUGAAAUAUUUUUCUCUGGCAAAGUAGUUAAUGCCAUCUGCGGCAAAUCAACAAUAAGUCGUCAAAAAUAGAGUGAAAUAUCUCUGUCUCUUUCGUAGCUGUAUACUUUCAGCGCGAGAGAGAGAUAUCACUCGUCUCUUUCGCACUAGGCGAUGUACUAUACCUCUGUCCUUGUCAUGCUACGUUAAAUAGGGAAAACUAGUUUGCCUGGUAUUCAAUAGGUUUUUACUUUAUUAUGACACAAUGCUAGAACGGCAAAUAUUAGUUAUAUUGAUCUCUUUAAUACUUAAUCGCAUAAUACGCUGAGUGCCAUUUUAUUAUAGUUUUUUUUUAAACUGACUGAAUUUAAAACAAUUGAAAAUGGUACAUUGUUCACCAAGAGAAGAAAGUGACUGAUUACCAACGAGGUUGGAAUACCAGCCUCAUCAACCCUGACAUGGCUCAUGUAACGAUUACUUACUUACAUCAGUAAGUAGUAACCGGGACCAACGGCUUAACGUGCCUUCCGAAGCACGGAUCAUCUUACCUUCGGAAGAUCAGGUGAGCAACCUGUAAUGUCCUAACCAAACUGGGGAUCACAAAGUGAACCCGGGACCUCCGGAUCGUGAGCCCAACGCUCAACCACUGGACCACGGAGGCCGUUAGACCUGGUUUUCUUAUACCAUGGGUUGAACCAUAUCUGUCACCACCUUAUCACGCUUUCCUAUGCUUCUAUCCUUUUCUGUUUCUGAGAACCGUCAUUCGCUAGAGUGAGAGCGAGCGUGCUGUCAGAUGUGGUAGAACUUUCUCCCUUAUAAAUACCAGAAAACAAGUUGGGAUUGCAGUCCUAAAAGGGCUAUGAUUGGCUAUUUAUAUUCUGUGAACAUUUUAUUUCCAGUCUGUACAUAUUCGCUACAUAAUUAUUAUAGUCCUAGUUAAGUACUUGUAAUUAUGUACAAAGAUUUACAAAUAAAUGCAAUUUUCAUUGUA